Messenger RNA from Volvox carteri f. nagariensis, 360 nucleotides. RefSeq lists its product as uncharacterized. Lineage: Eukaryota; Viridiplantae; Chlorophyta; Chlorophyceae; Chlamydomonadales; Volvocaceae. The transcript has 4 exons. Bases 1 to 360 code for a protein of 119 amino acids. The record is from RefSeq and is a predicted model, not a curated record.
AUGGCUGGUUGCAAAACAAAUUGCGGCUGGCCCGCUAGCUCUAUUCUUUGUGAGUCUGAGCCCACUGUAACAACCACACUGCCUCGGGCCAUCCUUAGCCCCGACGAGGCUCGGACGGCAGCAAUGGAGCCCUUCCUGGUAAUCCGAAACACUAAGACCGCUAGCAGCAAGGAAGUACAUCAACUGUACAAUCAGGCUACAAUUGUAUCGUACAUUGCCUACCCCCUGUUCUGUGCAGCAAAGCCCCUGGCAGAAUCUCCUGCUGCGAGCUUAAUCGCGGCACACUGCAAGUCUUUGGAGGCCCCGAUCAUUGGCCAAAGUAAUUGUACAAACGAGCAGCUUUCGUACUUCAUAGAGUAA